Molecule: messenger RNA, 3313 nt
Organism: Marmota flaviventris (yellow-bellied marmot)
Lineage: Eukaryota; Metazoa; Chordata; Mammalia; Rodentia; Sciuridae
Gene: Ntm
Product: neurotrimin
Source: RefSeq, a predicted model, not a curated record
UCAGGAGGCCAGGGAAUGCCAGGGGGAAAGGGAUUUUCUGAUGCUGGGGGCUCUGAGACUGUCAAGUUUAAAAAAUGAAAGUAAUAUAAAAGAGGCAAAGUGGCAUUUAUCAUUCCAUCUCUCCAGGCUCCUGUCUCUUUAAUCAGCUAGCCUGAUUUGCCCAGUAAAUGAUUCCUGAGUGUGUGUGUGUGUGUGUGUGUGUGUGCCCGCGCGCGUGUGUUGUAGCUCUGUCAAUCCUUGGAUUAGAACCAAUGACUGCUGCUUGUAGGAGGGCUGUCCAGGGCCAGAUUGUACAAUGGGCCUCAGUGCCAGAGUAUGAGUGGAGAUAAUUACGGAGAAGUCACACUCUCUCGCACCCUCCGCUUCCUUUUUGUGUCCUUCAGCAAAACAGUGGAUUUAAAUCUCCUCCUAGGAGCUUGAGAGCAACACAAUCUAUCAGGGGGAAAAAAAAAGAAAAAGAAAGAAAGAAAGAAAGAAAAAAAACCCGAACCUGACAAAAAAGAAGAAAAAGAAGAGGAAAAAAAAAAUCAUGAAAACCAUCCAGGCAAAAAUGCACAAUUCUAUCUCUUGGGCAAUCUUCACGGGGCUGGCUGCUCUGUGUCUCUUCCAAGGAGUGCCCGUGCGCAGCGGAGAUGCCACCUUCCCCAAAGCUAUGGACAACGUGACGGUCCGGCAGGGGGAGAGCGCCACCCUCAGGUGCACGAUUGACAACCGGGUUACCCGGGUGGCCUGGCUAAACCGCAGCACCAUCCUCUACGCUGGGAAUGACAAGUGGUGCCUGGAUCCUCGUGUGGUCCUCCUGAGCAACACGCAAACUCAGUACAGCAUUGAGAUCCAGAAUGUGGAUGUGUAUGACGAGGGCCCAUACACCUGCUCUGUGCAAACAGACAACCACCCAAAGACCUCUCGGGUCCACCUCAUUGUACAAGUGUCCCCCAAAAUUGUAGAGAUUUCUUCAGAUAUCUCCAUUAAUGAAGGAAACAAUAUCAGCCUCACCUGUAUAGCGACAGGUAGACCGGAGCCUACAGUUACCUGGAGACACAUCUCCCCCAAAGCUGUUGGCUUUGUGAGUGAAGAUGAAUACUUGGAAAUUCAGGGCAUUACCCGGGAGCAGUCUGGGGACUAUGAGUGCAGCGCCUCCAAUGACGUGGCUGCACCAGUGGUGCGAAGAGUAAAGGUCACCGUGAACUAUCCACCAUACAUUUCAGAAGCUAAGGGUACAGGUGUCCCUGUGGGACAGAAGGGGACUCUGCAGUGUGAAGCCUCAGCAGUUCCCUCAGCAGAAUUCCAGUGGUACAAGGAUGACAAAAGACUGAUUGAAGGAAAGAAGGGAGUCAAAGUGGAAAACAGACCUUUCCUGUCAAAACUCAUCUUUUUCAAUGUCUCUGAACAUGACUACGGGAACUACACUUGUGUGGCCUCAAACAAGUUGGGCCACACCAAUGCCAGCAUCACAUUAUUUGAACUAAAUGAGCCUACAAGCUCAACUUUGUUGCAAGAAGUGAAAACUACAGCCCUGACCCCUUGGAAAGGCCCCGGCGCAGUCAGCGAAGUGAACAAUGGGACGUCGUCACGGAGGGCAGGCUGCAUUUGGCUUCUCCCUCUUCUGGUCUUGCACCUGCUCCUCAAAUUUUGAUGUGAGUGCCACUUCCCCUGGGGGGGGAAAGCUGCCGCCACUGCACCAACAACACAACCGCAACGGCAACCUGACAGCAACAAUAAGAAUCAAAUGAAAUUCAGAGAAACACAGCCUAAUGGGACAGAAAUUCGAGGGAGGGAAACAAAGAAUACUUUGGGAAAGAAAAAAAAAAUGUUUUAAAGAGGAAAUUGAAAAUUGCCUUUCAGAUAUUUAGGUACCACUGAGUUUUCUUUCUUUUCCCAAAACGGGAAGAAUGCACACCCGGCUUGGGCCCACCCGCAAGCUGCACCGUGUGACCUCUCUGUUGCCAGGGUGGGCAAGGGCUCAGAUGCCGUGCCCACUAAAGUGCCCCACCAUGGAACAUUCUGGAGUCGGCCAUCCCAAAUUCCAUCCGUCAGUAGAGACAAACGCAGAGUGAGCCAUGCAGGCUCAGAUGUGCCACGGCGGGCCCUUUGGUAGACUGCGCCACCAUUGUGUGUGUCAUGAAAUGUGAAAUUAAAAAAGAAAGAAAGAAAAAGGAGACAAGACAGCCUGACAGCGACAACGAUCCCACAAACAACAGUCACAAAAAAUCUUGUUAAACAUUUUUUUUCUGUUUUUCAUUUUACUACAUGGACAUGAUGGAUAAUAAGGGAUUCUGAUUCAUUAUUAAUUUUAUUAAUUAUAUUUUCUGAUAUGAGUCUAGAACUUAGUGCAAAAACAAGACGAAACUAAAAUAUACACACAUGAGAGGGGUAAAGAGAAAUGUGUUUGUUAAAUAUUAAAAAUGAAUAGUGUUAUCUCUUAACUAGGUUUACAAUAGGUGGACCACACACCAGGAAUAAGGACCUGGUGAGGAUUUGGCAGAUCCACCAAAAAAAACACAUCCAGUUUAACCAACCUCUCCACCAGCGCUACAGAUUCCUCCUUUUCUGGCAUUUCAUGCAGACAAUACUAUGCUAUCUACAUACUGUUUAGAAAUGGAAAGUUGAUCACACUGUAUCUUGGGUUUGUUGGCUAUGCUUCCUUUGAUGACAUAUAUUAUACAGUAUAUAUAUACAUAUAUUUUUUUUGUUAGAGUUCUAGCCAUUUUGUUUCUCAGCAGGGUCCUUUCUCAGACAUUACUGCAUGCUGUAUAUGGCGUUAGCUGUGUGUUGAUCUUCUAAAAGAUGAUAGAGUUUACUGGUAAUUGUGUAAUCAGCUCCUGCCUUUUUAUUUUCUUGGGUUAUUUACACGUCAGAGACAUUUAUAAAAAAAGUGAAAAGCAAAACAACUAAUACCAGGCGCAGCAUUUUUCCAGGUGUGGCUCUCUGAGGCGAAGGCCCUCUUGUCCCAGGUUGCCUCGCUUCUCCAUCACGCCUCGGGGCAUUAACAGACAGCAAGCAACUGAACAAACUAAACUGUCAGUAACCACUUGCUUUAGCCCAUUAUGGGAAUCCCUGAUGCCUUUGUGACCACUGGAGAAUUUAAUCCUCUUAGUUGAUUUUAUUUAAUUUCCCACCUUUGUGUGAGUGUGUAUGAAAGAGAAGAAAAAUGCAGUUUUUAGGUAACCUUUUUUUUUCCUCCCCCGAAGUCUGGGAACCAGAGCGGCCUCGGGGAGGGGUUCUGGAUGUGAUGAGGGAAAGUGGGAUUGGGGGAUAGGGGAGGGAAGGGUUGUCUCUGACUUGACAUUAAAAAGUGUUCCAUGUCCCUCUU